Brenthis ino (lesser marbled fritillary) is the source of this 1092-nucleotide messenger RNA. NCBI's taxonomy places the organism in Eukaryota, Metazoa, Arthropoda, Insecta, Lepidoptera, Nymphalidae. The record is from the annotation of a GenBank genome assembly.
AUGGGUAUUUUAGAAAAGAUUUCAGAAAUUGAAAAAGAAAUAGCAAGAACACAAAAGAAUAAAGCUACUGAAUACCAUUUGGGUUUACUUAAAGCAAAAUUAGCUAAAUAUAGAUCCCAAUUACUGGAACCUUCUAAAAAGGGUGGUGAUAAGGGAGAAGGUUUUGAUGUGUUGAAGUCUGGUGAUGCCAGAGUUGCUCUUAUAGGAUUUCCAUCAGUUGGUAAGUCCACUUUACUAUCAACAUUAACACAUACUCACUCGGAAGCAGCUAGCUAUGAAUUCACAACUUUGACAUGUAUUCCCGGAGUAAUUGAAUACCGUGGUGCAAACAUUCAGUUACUUGAUCUGCCUGGUAUCAUAGAAGGUGCUGCCCAAGGCAAAGGUAGAGGAAGACAGGUUAUUGCAGUAGCAAGAACAGCUGACUUGGUACUGAUGAUGCUGGAUGCCACCAAACCUUAUGUCCAUCGUCAGUUGCUAGAGCGUGAGCUUGAAAGUGUGGGCAUACGCCUCAAUAAGAAUAAGCCUAAUAUAUAUUUUAAGAUAAAGAAAGGUGGCGGACUAUCAUUCAACUCCACGUGCCAACUCACUAAAGUAGAUGAAAAGAUGGUCCAGAUGAUUUUGCAUGAAUAUAAAAUAUUUAAUGCUGAGGUGCUAUUCCGCGAAGACUGCACGCCGGACGAACUGAUCGACGUGAUUCUCGGCAACCGCGUGUACCUUCCCUGCAUCUACGUGUACAACAAGAUAGAUCAGAUCUCCAUACAGGAGGUGGACCGGAUAGCCCGCCAGCCGCACUCCGUGGUCGUCAGUUGUAACAUGAAAUUGAACCUUGACUUUCUACUGGAAACACUGUGGGAGUAUCUUGCACUUAUUCGUGUCUACACCAAGAAACCCGGCCAGCCACCAGACUUCGAUGAUGGUCUUAUUCUAAGAAAGGGUGUGACAAUAGAGCAUGUGUGCCACUCCAUCCAUCGCUCUCUGGUGGCACAGCUGAAGUAUGCACUUGUGUGGGGCACCAGCACCAAGUACUCUCCGCAGAGAGUUGGCAUCUCGCACUCCGUACACGACCAAGAUGUUGUUCAGCUCAUCAAGAAG